This is a messenger RNA of Dendrobium catenatum, 846 nucleotides long. RefSeq lists its product as uncharacterized. The record is from RefSeq and is a predicted model, not a curated record. NCBI's taxonomy places the organism in Eukaryota, Viridiplantae, Streptophyta, Magnoliopsida, Asparagales, Orchidaceae. The coding region runs from base 52 to 648 and encodes 198 amino acids. The transcript is spliced from 5 exons.
UAAAACUAAUUUGAAAGCAGAGCACUGGAUAGUAGACCAGUAGAGGAGAUUAUGGAGGCUGUCCCAGCAGGAGUAGACCCAACGCAAUGGUGUCAGAUUGUUAGUAAGUGGUCACAACCUCAUGACAAGGAAAGGGCAGCAAGAAAUGCAGAAAAUGCAAAAAAACAAACAUGUCCGCAUACGAUGGGUCGGAUUAGCUCUGUAAGGAGACAACAAGAAACAUCUAUACAAGAUCGUCUCUUAUUAUGGAAAAUCAAUCGCACUCGUAAAGAUGGAUCAUGGUCAUCUGAGGAUGCCAGACAAAAAUGGGCACAUGCUUCUGAAAUGCUUGCCGAGGAAGGGUUGAUGCCAGAAGAUGGAAAUUUGGAGGCCAAUGAGAAAGCCUUCAAGGCGAUCAUGGGGCCAGAACACCCAGGGAGGGUACGGACACAAGGUUUUGGGGUCACUCCAAGCAGAUAUUUUCCUCAGAGCACCACGACUCAAGGAAGUGGCAGCGGAGGCAAUACUGCAUUUGAUCGAGUUGUUAAACUUGAGGAGGUGGUGCGAACACUGCAAAGUGAGGUGAGACAAUUGAAGGAAAAUAACCAACAACAACAUCCACCAGGAAGUUCAACUCUGGGUGACAAUGAUCAAUUCUCGCCUAAUUGAAAUCUAAGGUGUAGAAGAAGAGAAUGUGUAAUAUUAAUGUGCAUGAUAUUUCUUUUAUGUAUGGUUAAUAGUUUGUUUUUAAAUGUUAUAAAGAUUUGCAAUGAUUGAUAUUACUUAGCCCAAGUUUACUAAUGUUUGUGAAACAUGUCAACUUUUGUCAUUUUCAUUCCAAAUUCUUUUUGACAGCUUAUGUCAUAA